Messenger RNA from Pichia membranifaciens NRRL Y-2026, 1065 nucleotides. RefSeq lists its product as hypothetical. The transcript has a single exon. Bases 68 to 889 code for a protein of 273 amino acids. NCBI's taxonomy places the organism in Eukaryota, Fungi, Ascomycota, Pichiomycetes, Pichiales, Pichiaceae. The record is from RefSeq and is a predicted model, not a curated record.
AAGCGCUACAGCUUGACACCCACCAUAGUCUAUCAGACACAGCAAAACACACACAUCUAUUGUUCCUAUGAUGAUGAUAGCCGGCAAGCCGCAGUCAAUACCCUUGACUCACAGUCAGAAGUCGUCUCAUGAAAGGCAACAUGAUAUAAAUUUGCUUAAUGCUCCCAAGAAAACGGAACCCAAUGCGGAGUCAUCUCCAUCUACACCCCCUGGGCAAAAGCAACUAAAAUCCAAGUCGAGGUCUAAGGCCAAAGCUUCUUCUAGAGCCAAGCAACAACCACAACAGCAACAACAGGAGCAGGAAGCGGAAGCGGAAACACAGCCAAGAUCUCAAAGUAAGAGCUCCAGCUCAAAGAGAAACGCUAGCAGUGGCAAAAUUGUCAUUCCUCCCAGAAGUGUGGAAGUCAGCUUCAACACCAACGGUUCCAGGGGCUCACAACGAGCAAUGUUGAAAAGCACAGCUGACGAUUUAAAGCACUCGACUCAAGAUAUCAAAAACUUACUGGUGGCCUCACCUUCUACAGACGGCUCCAAACCAAACUCCAGAUUGAGCGGUGGCUCAUCUCCAAAUAGCUCCAAUGCUUCUAACCAUAAAAAAGGCGGGAAAAAAUCCCCUAAGUCUCCAAACUCCCAAUACGCUAAGUUAAACAAUGCAAUAAACAAAGUUGCAAGAUUACCCGACGGCUCUGAGCCGGACUUCAACAAUAGCAGAAACCAUUCUGCUCCAUUAUCCAGAUCCUCCAGCUCAACCUCUGCAAGAACAUCCAAGCCAAACAGUGCAUCUUCGAACAGCUCAACCUCUACCGAUGGUAUCAGAUAUGCUGGUUCAUCAUUCCACGCCGAGCCAAAGGCUGUCACUUUGCCAAAGCCUUCUUUCUUGAAAAAGUGAUUUCAUCGUUUACUUCAAUUCAUAUGCAUGAUUCAUUUAUGUUUCAUUUUCAAAAUUUACGUCAAUUUUUUCAUGCAUCGAUUUUUUUCUCGUAUUUAUUUUUCUUUUUCAUGAUAAUGAUAGUCUCUAUUUUUCUUUCUUUUUUGUGUUUCUGUUUCCACAUUUUUUUCUUGCGU